UUAGUGUUAGAGAUUCCGCCGGUAGAUGGCUACAAAGUGACACGUGUUGAAAUUGAAGAAAUUCUCAAAAUUGCGCAUAAGAAUCAGCGCAGUAAAUAUGUGAAACUCACAGACCCUAAUGCAAAGGCAUUAUAUUCCCGUCGUGUUCGUUGUAAUAACAGAAAUAUUGAGAAACGACGGAGGAGAUUAUUAGCACUUUCUGACCUGGUAAAUGAAAAAAGCCGCCUCAUAAGCAACUAUGAUGUUAACGAGCUUGAGCAAAUUGUCCAGGAUCGCCGCUACCACUCCCCGGAACGUUCACCUGAACGCUCACCCAACAGUUCGUUCGAGCAUUCAUCCAACGAAAUAAUCGUUUAUGAUUUGAGCUGGCGUUCUGAAAAGUUGAAGAAUCUCCUUCGAGACAUUCUCGAUAAACACGGCUUUGAAGUGCGGAAGUCAAGUCAUAAGAGGAGACGUAUACUGAGUGAGGAGGAAGAACGUACUGAGGUUCCGAAAGAAACACCAGCAUGGU
This is a messenger RNA of Paraglomus occultum, 511 nucleotides long. Lineage: Eukaryota; Fungi; Glomeromycota; Glomeromycetes; Paraglomerales; Paraglomeraceae. The record is from the annotation of a GenBank genome assembly.